Messenger RNA from Beta vulgaris subsp. vulgaris (sugar beet), 2578 nucleotides. RefSeq names its product pentatricopeptide repeat-containing protein At5g38730. The record is from RefSeq and is a predicted model, not a curated record. The transcript is spliced from 2 exons. NCBI's taxonomy places the organism in Eukaryota, Viridiplantae, Streptophyta, Magnoliopsida, Caryophyllales, Amaranthaceae. The coding region runs from base 297 to 2057 and encodes 586 amino acids. Gene Ontology annotation, molecular function: protein binding.
UUCUCCUAAAAAGCCAAGAGCCAGUGUUCGAAUCCUUUGCUUACUGUCAAAUUGUCAAUCCUCUCUCUAAUUCACAUGUACUAUCUCGUUUUCUUCUCUUUGUCUCUCUCGUUCCCUCUCAAUUCUCAAACAACCUCAGCCUCUUUCUCUCUCUCUGAAUGGUUUAGUUGAUGAAUUGGAAAGAUUCUGAUUUGAAACACAGACAAGAGUUAUUUGAGAGAUAAUAAGUAGAGAUGCAAUAAAACCAGGUAAAAUUCCCAGUUUUCAAGCUAAACUAUUUUCAAUUUCAGUAUAUAAUGUCUAACUUAGCUUCUAUUUCUAGGGAAAAUAAGUCCAUCAAAACUCUUUGUGCUAUUGUUUUAAAAGGUAAUUGGAACCAACUUUUGAAACCUCAAUUUGGUUUUCAUUUGAGUUCAGUAACAGUAGAGAAAGUUUUAUCACAACUCUCAUUAGAUUUUUAUAAUUCCUGGGUUUUUUAUGAAUGGGUUGAAAAGAUUCCUGGGUAUAAGCAUUCCCUUGAAUUUAAUUGGUCUAUGAUUCAUAUGCUAACUAAACACCACCACUUCAGAAUUGCACAGAAGGUGCUUGAGAAAAUUGCACUGAAGGAUUAUUUAUCCUCUCCCACUGUUUUGAAUGCCCUUGUUGGUGCCCACCCGGAUCCGGGUUUGAAUUCGCAGAUUUUGAGUUGGUUGGUGAUAUAUUAUGCAGAUUCUAAGAUGACCCAUGAUGCAAUUCAAGUGUUUGAGUACAUGAAAAUUAAUAGGAUUAAGCCUCAUUUGCAUGCUUGUACUGUACUUUUGAAUUCACUUGUGAAGGCUGGGUUUACUUCCAGUAUGUGGAAGAUGUAUAAAAAGAUGCUGAAACUUGGGGUUGAGCCUAAUCUUCAUGUCUAUAAUGUGUUGAUUCAUGGUUGUUGCAAGUCCGGAGAUGUGGAAAAGGCUGAAGAAUUGUUGAAUGAGUUGGAAUUUAAGUGCAUAUUGCCUGAUCGCGUCACUUAUAAUACGCUGAUUUCUUUGUAUAUGAAGAAGAGUAAACACUAUGAAGCUUUGUCAGUUCAAGAUAGGAUGGAAAAAGCUAGUGUAGCCCCAGAUAUUGUGACUUAUAAUUGCCUCUUAUUUGGAUUUUGUCGGGAAGGUAGGAUGAAGGAGGCUUUGAGGCUUUUUGAUGAAAUUAAGGGUGCAAAUCCUAAUCUUGUGACAUAUACCACUUUGGUUGAUGGAUAUUGUCGAGCAAAUGACGUAGAGGAAGCUUUGAGAUUGUGCCAAGUAAUGGAGGUUAAAGGUAUAUAUCCAUCAGUUGCUACAUACAAUUCAAUCCUACGCAAGUUGUGUGAACAAGGGAGGAUAAGGGAUGCAAACAAACUCUUGAACGAGAUGAACGAGAAGAAGGUAGAACCUGAUAAUAUAACAUGCAAUACAUUGAUAAAUGCUUAUUGUAAGAUAGGAGACCUCCAAUCAGCCUUAAAGGUGAAAAACAAAAUGUUGGAAGGUGGGUUGAAGCUUGACCAAUAUACUUUCAAGGCACUAAUACAUGGUUUCUGCAAGACUAAAGAGAUGGAUAGAGGAAAAGAACAUCUUUUUGAAAUGCUUGAUGCAGGUUUUCCUCCAAGUUUUUACACUUAUUCGUGGAUUGUGGACGGUUACUGUUGUCAGGAUAAUGUAGAGGCAGUAGCAGGACUUCCAAACGAGCUUACAGGGAGAGGUAUUUGUGUCGAUAUCUCAGUGUAUCGGGCUCUUAUUAGAAGUCUGUGUAAGAAAGGCAUGAUUGAAUGGGCAAAAAAAAUAUUUGAUUGUAUGGAAGAGAAAGGAAUCAAGGGAGACAGUCUUGUAUACACUAGCUUGGCAUUUGGUUACUUUAAAGAGGGCAAGCAAAGAAUGGCUUCGGAGUUAUUGGAUGAGAUGUACAAGAGGAGGUUAAGUGUAACUUUAAAAAUAUAUAGGUGUUUCAGCAGUUCAAAUACUAGUGAUAACAAUUUAUUAGGGGUCUUUUGGGAUCAUUUGGUCCAGAGAAAGCUUUUAUCAAAAAAUGUUUACAAGCAAAUGCAAGACUUAAAUUGACCUCCGGUUGAGAGAAUGACCUUCUCAAGGCAACGUGUUGUUGACACUUGAUAGAGAUGUUAACCUUUCUGUACAAGUCUAACCAUCAUCAGUAUUCUUUUUCCGGACGAAAAUGCCUGGAAAUACUCCCUGCUUGCGUGGUGCAGUGACAUACUAUCACCCUCCCCUCAGACUCUCUAGUUUAGAGUCAAAUUCUCGAAGCUCUUUAUCCUGCAAAAUACAAGUAAUUUAUUCGGAUGGACACAAAAUACAAGCAAUUUUGAGAUGAGGUGGUUCCGGACUUCAGGUGCUUAGUGGACUAUGUUUCUGUGCACUUGUAUUGCUACAUAGUAUGUCGGAACAUAAUCGAAUGUGACACAUCAUAAGUGAAAAUGCAUUUCUAUAGUUCAAUUAGAAGCCUUUACUCGUACCUGUAUAAUGUGCAUCUUCUGAGCUCCUGUUAUGCACUGUACUUAGAUGUUUUACUUAUCAAAGAGGCUCUCACCAUUUGUAUGAGUAUUAUACCAUUUAAAAAAUUCUAA